Messenger RNA from Lineus longissimus, 639 nucleotides. Its product is annotated as mapk-regulated corepressor-interacting protein 1-like. The record is from RefSeq and is a predicted model, not a curated record. Bases 19 to 480 code for a protein of 153 amino acids. The transcript has 6 exons. Lineage: Eukaryota; Metazoa; Nemertea; Pilidiophora; Heteronemertea; Lineidae.
AGCCCGGAUCUAACAAUAAUGCGCAAUGGCACAAAAGAUUCACUUGAAAUGAACAAGCCGAGAACAGGACCCAAUAAUUAUUUCAUUCAGAGACCACGAAAAAAUAAUUUUAUACCCCAACAUCAACAACAAAACCAGUUUGAUAGCUGGGAUCCACGAGGCGCGCGGGAGCCUUCGCCUUUUGGGCCCGCUGCUCCUGCUAUGAGCGCACCCCGACAUGUGGUCAAUGGCAAGAAGGCUAUGGUGAAUCGAAUGGGGAACAAUAUGGUGUCUGAAUCAACAGCUUACGAGGAAUGUGUGCGCUACAUAUUUGAAGCCUGGGAGAAAGUUCAAUAUGAACUGAGUACAGCACAGCGAAUGGAACGACAAGGAGGACCACUUUAUUAUCAGGAAAAGAAUCCUAAUCCAAAACUUCAUGAUUUCCAUUGUGUUGAUCUCGAUAAGUGGAAGUUGAGUCGUGAGAGGAGACCACUGCCAUAGUAACUGUGUUCAUUAGGAUAGGAGGAAAGAUUUGGAUGUUUGUAAACUGUUCAAAAAGUGCCCUGUAUUUUACAAACACUUUUUAAAGAAGAUGGAAGCUGUAUUUUUACAAACUUUGUAUUUAUGCAAAAAUGUGUUAUUAAAAUGUUUGUAUAGAAA